CGUGCGCAGGCGCGCAGCUCUGCCUCCAACAACAAGAAGCAGGAGCCAGGCAACAUGGCCGACCUGGGGAAGAAGUACUGCGUUAACUGCCUAGCAGACGUUACGAACCUGCGGCUGCGCUGCACCGACUGCCCCGAUAUCGAGCUGUGUCCGGAGUGCUUCUCGGCGGGCGCAGAAAUCGGUAACCACCGGAGAUGGCACGGCUACCAGCAGGUCGACGGCGGUCGGUUCUCCCUCUGGGGUCCCGAGGCAGCGGGAGGAUGGACCAGCAGGGAAGAGCAGUCGCUGCUCGAUGCCAUCGAGCAGUAUGGAUUUGGAAACUGGGAGGACAUGGCCGCUCACGUGGGAGCAUCCCGAACUCCUCAGGAGGUCAUGGAGCACUACGUCACCAUGUACAUCCAUGGUAACCUGGGUAAAGCCUGCAUCCCUGACAGUAUUCCCAACCGAGUGACGGACCACACUUGCCCAAGCGGAGGGCCCCUGUCGCCGAGCCUCACCACCCCGCUCCCUCCGCUGGAUAUCAGCCUGACCGAGCAGCAGCAGCUGGGCUACAUGCCGCUACGUGACGACUAUGAGAUUGAAUAUGACCAGGACGCAGAAAAGCUCAUCAGUGGGCUGUCUGUGAACUAUGACGACGAGGAUGUGGAAAUCGAAAUGAAACGCGCCCACGUGGACAUGUAUGUGCGGAAGCUCAGAGAACGCCAGCGACGUAAGAACAUCGCCCGAGACUACAACCUGGUGCCUGCGUUCCUGGGCCGAGACAAGAAGGACAAGGAAAAGGAGAAGCCAGGAGCAUUGGGAGUCAUAGGCACUGCUGGUGGUGUGGGGGGUGCAGGAGCUGGCGGUGGCACAAUUGGAUCAGUUUCCACGACAGCAGUGGGGUCAGUGCCUGUUCCCAGUACGCCCAAAAGAAAGAUCACCAAGGAAGAGAAGGAGCAACGGGUCAGACUGCGUGGGCUCUGCCAGUUCAUGGCCCAUCGGGAGUUCGAAGACUUCUUUGAGAACAUGCAUAAAGAGCGCGUGCUGAGGGCCAAGGUGCGUGAGCUGCAGCGCUUCCGCCGCAAUGGCAUCACCCGCCUGGAAGAGUCCGCUGAAUAUGAAUCGGCGCGCCACAAACGGGAGAAACGCAAGGAGAACAAAAGUGUGUUCACCUCCAAACGGGGCAGCGCUGGAGGAGGCGGGCUUGGCUCUGGGAUGGGACUCGGGCUUGGAGCUGGAGGGGGAGGAGGCCUUGCUGGGGUGGGCAUUGGAGGUGGGAUCAAAGAGGAGGGCAAAGACGGUGAGUUCGCCUCCAUCGAGAAUCUGGCGGGCUUUGAGCUGCUGUCAGACAGGGAGAGGGUGCUGUGUAACUCUCUGAACCUCAGCCCAGCACGAUACCUGACUGUCAAAACCAUCAUCAUCAAAGAUCACCUACAGAAACGGCAAGGCAUCCCGGCCAAGAGCCGGCUGCCAAGCUACCUGGACAAGGUCCUCAAGAAGCGCAUUCUCACCUUCCUCACAGAAAGCGGCUGGAUAUCCCGAGACGCCUCUUAGCGACCCAUCGUCGGUCAGGAAGUUGAUGAUUGCUGAUAGCUGAUUUGCUGUAUGCUCCAUGUGCGGGACAAAACUACUGGCUUUUUUUUCAAAGGUGACCUUGUGAAUAUGUACAUUGAACAGAAAGAGGAUGGAAAAAAAAAAAAGGUUUAUUUUCAUACCAGGUUUAGAAACAAAAAAUAGCCUCUAUUUUUACAUUUGGAAAGUGACUGGGAUAAAAAUCAACUAUGUGGGUUUCAAAGUACUUUGUGUCCAUAUUGUUACUACAUAAAUGGGAACUACGAUGCUAAAAGUAGCAAUCUACUGGGCAAAAGCCACUUCCAGCCGAAAGGAAGGGGAAGUGAGAAUAAAGAAUUUCAUUUCCUGGAAAUGUUUAAAAGUAGUAUUUUUUUGGAGUGAAUGUUUAGCAGCAUUGCACUGAUGGGAGACAGAAAUGAUCACCUCUGUGGUUUCAGGAUCUCUUAAAUUCUAAUUUGAUCAACUGUGUCAGGUGUGUUAUCAGUUAAAGCUGGGCUGCUAGAUGCUGCUGAAAGGUGAUUCAGAGAAUGUUGUCGUUAUGCAAACUGUCUAUUAAAGACCUGACAAGUUUGUUUUUCCACUCUAAAACAACCCGCUCACUACAUUAGUUGCUCACAAUUCUUUAAAGGGACAGUUCCAAAUCCAAAAAAGCCAUAUGUUUUCCUCUCAUCUUUAGUGUUAGUUUUAAUCUAGAUUGUUUUGGUGUCAGUUGCCUAGUGUUUGAGAUAUCAUCUGUAUAGAUCCGUCUGAUUUCUCUCCAAAAUAACGGGACUAGAUGGAAUUCUGCUUGGUGUGCAACAAAAACAUACAUUUGAAAAACUCAACAACAAUGUCUCUUUCCAUUAUUUGAUUUUGGAGGGAAACUGUCCCUUUUUAAUAAUCAGAUCUCAAGGAUCCUUAUCACUAAUAUUCAUUCCUUCCAAAAAAAAAAAAAACAUUGACUGAUUUAUUGUAUUUAACUCAUAAAGCCCCUGAAAACUUGGCUUUAGAUAUUUAGUAUUUCUCCAUAACAUUAAAUAUUUAUGCUAAAUAGGCAGUAAUCCAGCUAAAAAAAAAACAUCUUUAAGUAUAAUUUGUGAAGAGUCCAACACUCAUAAACCCAGCUAAUCGGCUUCAUCAGGACUGUGGGUAUAAUUUGAAAAUGAGCCCCGCCCACUUUAACCAGUAAGAGGAGCACAGAAAUCUCUGAUGUGACAUAACAGAAACUGCUUAAACGUUGGUAGAAAAUAUCAAGUUUAUGUUGGAUCCGUUACUAUAGAAAGUGGACUGAGAAAACAAGUUUAAAAUAUCUACAUAAGUAAUGUCUUAAAAAAUACCAAUAUGUAGUUUUUAUGUGAGUGAGUAUGAAGCAGAAACUCCACCUUAUGAAUUUGACCCACAGACCACUAGUUUUACAGAAACAUUAGUGCAUUUCAGCUCAGCUUUGACUGCUCUGCUGUCUGCAUGGUACAAUACAGGCCAAGAAGCUGCGUGUGUAACCAAUGAUAAGUACAAUUCCAAGAUUAUGCUAUUUUUGUUUACCGAGCACAUAUGCCUGGCAGGCUUAUAGUACACAACUUUAUCGUUUACAUUCAGUCGGCAAUGCUUCUCCUCAGUCCUAACACCACGCUUCAGCCCUGUGGUUCACAUGCUCACAGCUGCUCUGAGACCAGCUGUUGCCCACCUCCUCUUGGCAGCCUAUCAUUAGUUUUUCAAAGGUUACUUCACUUCUGUGUGGAAGGCACAACCAAAACAGCGGCACUGGUGACUCGUUUCUCAUUUCCCUGUUUUUUUUCUGCCAGCCAAGCCGAGGGGUUGACCAUCGUGCUAUUUAAAUGUAUAUGAAGUUAUUGAAUUGGCUGUUAUUUCACAGCAGGACCUCUAAAAUCACAGAGAAGAAAGAUGUGAAUUUGUAAAUCUAACCUGAGCUGGAAUAUGUGUUAGAUUAAAAUUUUGCCUCUUUAAUGCAUCUGAAGCUGUUUGAAAUUGGCCUUUUUGAGGGGAGUGGAGGUCAAGAGUGGCAUUGGUUCUGUAGCGGUAGACAUUGGAAGGAGAGCUUUGCCUUCUUUUUCAUUGAAUUGUGGAAAUUGAGUUUCUGCCUUGAAAUAGUGGAUCAACUGUGGAGGGAGUUAAUGUUCAGUUAUGGUCAUGCUUAGUCUUAUUUCAUCAGCGUGGUGCUCCAAAACAUAUGUACCAUUCUAGUCAAACACAAGAAUAACUAUUGUGAUAUUAUCUAUUUUUCUUUUCAACAAAUCCCAUGAAAAGACUAAAACCAACAAUGAGUUGAUUCUACUAUCAAAUAUUGUGUUUGUAUCCAAGGCCUUACAUAUAUAUAUAUUAGUCCUCUUUGCUAUAGAAUUUCUUGUCAUUUAAAAAUCGAUCAAUAAGGCACACUUGCACUGGGUGAACAGUUCCUUCAUCAGAAUGAACACACACGCUAUAGUUCACUCUGACUCAAUCCCACAUCCUCUGUCACAGAACAGCAAAUGUGGACUAAUCCACACCUGAUUAUAGUUCCCAUCAAAUGCACUAUUUCCUCCUGUACGACAACGUUUACUUAACGUUUACUUACAGUGGCCAGCUGUUUAAGGAGGUUAAUGAGCCCUCAAGAAUAUAUAUAUAUAUAUAUAUAUAUAUAUAUAUGUAUAUAUUCAUGAAC
Messenger RNA from Anoplopoma fimbria (sablefish), 4189 nucleotides. RefSeq names its product transcriptional adaptor 2B (gene tada2b). Gene Ontology annotation, molecular function: chromatin binding; transcription coactivator activity; zinc ion binding. NCBI's taxonomy places the organism in Eukaryota, Metazoa, Chordata, Actinopteri, Perciformes, Anoplopomatidae. Gene Ontology annotation, cellular component: SAGA-type complex; nucleus. The record is from RefSeq and is a predicted model, not a curated record. Gene Ontology annotation, biological process: chromatin remodeling; regulation of transcription by RNA polymerase II.